AUGUGUAAACACAUUCUCAACGCCCAAGUGGCCAUUCGCUCUCCGUGCUGUCGCAAAUGGUUUGACUGUGCCGAGUGUCAUCAAGAGCAGGAGUCACACAUGCUGCAGAAGGCUCAGGAGAUGAUAUUUGCAUGCAAAAAGUGUAAGAAGUGCUUCCGUAAGGACGCUGCCGAGUUCGAGGAAAGUGAUGAGUAUUGCCCACACUGCGAUAACCACUUUGUUCUUGAGGCUGUGACUCCCACCCCUACUCUCCAAGUGGAGGGUGAAGACGCUCGCAUGGACAACCGAAUGCUCAAGGACGAUCGUGUUCGCGGUGACCAAGAACGGUCCCUCUUCAAGCUGCGUGAUGUAUCUGAUCGCAUGGGUUAA
Molecule: messenger RNA, 369 nt
Organism: Penicillium macrosclerotiorum
Lineage: Eukaryota; Fungi; Ascomycota; Eurotiomycetes; Eurotiales; Aspergillaceae
Product: CHY zinc finger protein
Exons: 6
Coding region: 1-369 (122 amino acids)
Biological process (GO): protein import into mitochondrial intermembrane space
Cellular component (GO): mitochondrial intermembrane space
Molecular function (GO): zinc ion binding
Source: RefSeq, a predicted model, not a curated record